AUGACAAUUACUUCCCGGCCACUUGUUGCCAUUUUCUGCCUAUUUCUGCUGAAUUUGGCAGCCGCUCAAACGACCGAAUCGGUCGAUGAUGAUGGGACCACGACGACUGAGAAGCCGACGACUACGGAAGAUGUGAGCCACCACGUGUUCUGCCCCCAGAGCUACGGACUUAUCGAUCCACUCGAAGCCAUCCGCUACGCUACAACACGCAAUUGCAGCAUCGGGCUGCCCAGGGAACCGGCCUCGGUCCCCGUCGAAAAUCAGAGGCGCCAGGUGCUCGAAGAGUUGGCCGGCCUGGAGAUCGUCCAUUACUACUGCCCGUUUCGCACCUUCUUCUGCGACGGCGUCUGGGUGAACGGCUCGAAGAUGGCGAACGCGACGGCGAUGGGCUGCUACAAUUUCAAGACGGUUAAGAUGAUCACCAAUUACACACUGAGCACUUGCCAUUGUGAGCCCCAGGAGGGAAAGGAGCCGCGGCUUGUCGAACCCGUCCAUCCCAGCCUCCCGGCCGUUGCUGAGCACUAUAAAAAGAACUGGACGACGUGCGGGUGGAAAAUUCAGCUGCGCAAGGAGGACGUGAUGUCCGAAGACGACCCCUCGCCCACCAACUACUCGGCCCCCCACCGCACUAUCGGUUGGCUGACCGCGGGAAUGGUGGCCGGCUUGCUGAUGAGGAGCCUCAACUAC
Mesorhabditis spiculigera is the source of this 687-nucleotide messenger RNA. The record is from the annotation of a GenBank genome assembly. Lineage: Eukaryota; Metazoa; Nematoda; Chromadorea; Rhabditida; Rhabditidae.